Hippopotamus amphibius kiboko is the source of this 5533-nucleotide messenger RNA. It is a transcript of the gene ARHGEF5, whose product is annotated as Rho guanine nucleotide exchange factor 5. NCBI's taxonomy places the organism in Eukaryota, Metazoa, Chordata, Mammalia, Artiodactyla, Hippopotamidae. Gene Ontology annotation, molecular function: protein binding; guanyl-nucleotide exchange factor activity. The coding region runs from base 151 to 4926 and encodes 1591 amino acids. Gene Ontology annotation, biological process: activation of GTPase activity; intracellular signal transduction. The record is from RefSeq and is a predicted model, not a curated record. Gene Ontology annotation, cellular component: nucleus; cytoplasm. The transcript has 15 exons.
CUCACCUGAAACUUCCGAGGAGAAGCCGAUCCCUCCCUCCCGGCCGGGCGGGGCGGCGGGGCCUGCGCUGGGGACGGCCGGCCGGCGCCGGGGACCCGAGGGGACGCUUGGGCCCGGACAGCAUGUGACACUGCCCAGGGUUCAGCCCUGAUGGAGGCCGGGGAGCCCCAACCCGGAGCUUCGACUCCCAUCCCUGCCGGAGCGGAAUGCACUGUUAUCCCGGCCCCUCCCGUGAGAAGCAGCCAGACCCCUGCCUUGGAGCCUGAAGCUGAAGAGGGUGAGGACCCAUCCUACCAGUGCGCAGGGGGACACACACUCUUGGAGACCCGGCAGAGGCAUGUGAGGGAUGUGAGUGACAGUGCAGCUGAGAGCAUGACCUCUUUCCCCAACGAGGCCUCUGCUGAUGCGGAUUCCAACCAGGAAAACCUGAUAGCUGAGGCCUGUGACACUGCGGAGCACCAGGAGGCGGGGCCCCAGAGCCUGGCAGGCACACGGGCAAGGACGCCAGCUGCCCUGGAGCUCCGGGCCUGCCCCGACCAGGGCGAAUAUCUAGGCACGGCCUCAGUAUCCAGUGAACUGGGUAGCAUGGAGGUGGAAUUUAGACCAGAAGUCACUUCUUUGAUGUUAGAAAUUGGACAAGCAGAAGAGGAGGAGGAAACGUCCCCAGACACCUCUGCCCAGACUGGAUGUGGGCCCUCCUGUGAAGAGCACCCUGCAGAGACCAACCAGCCACAGGACUCGGAACGUGGACCUGCCAGGCAGGAAAGUCCAGGGGGGGACGCGCCCAUAUGUCUCCAGGAGGCCGAGGAGCUGGAGGAACAGGGACAAGAGGAAGAGGGACCUCAGGGGGAGGGACCCCGCGGGGAGGAUGUUUGUUCUGAUGGGCUGUCAGGGGAGCAGGAGCAGAUGGGAGAGCGGGUUAUCAGUGCAGAGGAGGAACAGAGACAGGAACAGCAGCAGGUUCAAGAUGAUGUGAUGCUUGCAGAACAAGGAGAAAGUGAGGGCCACAGUGGGGAAUUGGGAGGUCUGAGUUUUGGUGAGGGGGACCGGAGGACUCAGGCCCACGGGCAUCUAGAACAAGGGGAGCAGAAGAGCGGGGAGUUGACGGGGCCCGAGGAGAGUAAGGUGGAUGCCCAGUACGAGGAGAAUCAAAGCUUAGCGGGGAAAUCAGUGAAAGUAACUGGAAAGCAAGAGGAUCGGGAUCUACAGGGGAAAGUGGUGCCAGUAGAGGGGCAGGAAGAGGAGGUGGGGUCAAGCCAGGAGAAGCCGCGGAGUGGGGAUGGGAACAGCCCAGCAGGAGGCGGAGAAGAGAGGUGUACAGAAGGAGGAGGGGAGCGUGACGGUCCUGCCACACUGCCUCUGGUGGCCCCUGAGGUCUCUUCUCCCCGGGACUUGCUCCCAGAUGCCUGUUAUCCCACAACCAGGAUGCCCGGGACUCAGACAGAGCCUAGGGCUGAGGAACUGUCCCAUGGAGCUCUGACUCCUACACAGGAGCCCAUAGGACGGCCCCUCCAGCCCACUUCUUUACCUCGUUCCUUUCCUGCCGAGGAGUCGCCCCACCAAGACACAGCCCAGUCCAACCAGCAAGAGGGCUCUGAGCCGGGGAAGGAGACCGUACCCAGCCGGGGGACUGAGGGGGUCCCUGCCAGUGCGUCUGCGCCUCCUCCAAGGACACCACCGUCAGCCCCUCCCAGGCCUCCUGAGGCCUCCCUCGGCAUGACUGCCUCACCAUCCGCCAGCCCCCCGGUUGUCUUUCCCGGGAGGGAGCCCUCUGUGGCCGCACGUUCUCCAGAAACCUCCAGAGCCCCUCGACCGACCGACAGCCCAUCUCUUUGUGGGGCUUCUGAGAGCCCCCCAGCUGCCCUCCACGGCUUCCCCUCGGCAGGCUGGGCCAGCCCGCAGGGUCUUCCAGGCCACCGCACAGGGACAAUCCAACAUCUGAGGAGCAACUCCUUCCCGGGCUCUCACGGGACAGAGCCCACUCCGGACCUGGCGGGACUAUCACUUUCCUUCUCCCACUCAGAGCUGCCCCAGAGGCCCCCCAAACCUGCCAUCUAUGGCUCUGUGAUCCCAAGAAGGAGCAGGAAGAGCGGAAGGGACGGCACCAUCAUCCCGGAAUCCUCACGUUCACUCCCCAGUCCAGGGCAGGACUCUCAAGAACUCACAUCAAAUCCAGCAAGGCCCGGCGGCCCCCACAGCAGUCAGCCGUGGGGCUCGGCGCAUCACGCAGCCUUUGCCCCGGGGUCUCCUGCCUGUGGCUCGUCCCCACCCCCCGUCUCCGUAGAUACGCGGAUCCAUGAACCUCCGCCCCCACCUCCCCCAGAGAAGAGGUGCGUCCACUCCUCUACGGUGGAGAGAGAUGGCCACGUCCCUGCCACGGUCCCCACGCUGAAGCGGUACAGCCAUCCUCCGCCACUGGCCCUCGGUUCGGGGCUACAUGGCCCCCCCAAAGGCCCACCGCCCCAAGUUCCUGACCCCCUUGUGGCAAGGCAGCACCGCCCUCUGCCCUCCACCCCGGACUCCUCCCACCAUACUCAGACCUCUUUCUCUCCCAGGCAGAGAUACAACAAGCCAUUACCCCCCACUCCCGAUUCCCCCCAGCCCCACCAUCCUCCUGUUUCCUCUUCGAGUAACUCGAGGAUCUACAAGCCUCUCCCCCCAGUCCCUAUCAUGGAUCCUCCUGCGGAACCACCCCCGUUACCCCCAAAGUCCAGGGGGAGGAGCAGAAGCACUCAGGGAGGACUCAUGAACCCGGGGGGUCAAGCCAGGACCAGGCCAGUUUGUCAAGAGUGGACGGUGUCUGCACCCCAUGUUGCGGGACGCGUCUCCUGGCCUCCAGCCACGGGCAGGGCGGCAGACUCCUUGGCUUCCACCGGUAGGAGUAAGAGUGAAGUGCCCCCCGGUAUGGCCUUCAGUAACAUGACAGCCUUUCUAAGUCCCUCUUCCCCAACCACCCCCUGGACUCUGGAGGCCCAGGGGCCCACCUCUGAACCAGGGCUCUCAGAAGAGUCUGAAGUCACUGCCAGAGGAUCUUUGAGAAGAACAGCCCCUGAGGAAGGAGCCAAUGGCCUGAGGAGGUUGGAUCUAGGCCAAGCAAGGCAGCCAGAAAAACACAGCCAUCCCCAUCUGGAGAAGGCGUCCAGCUGGCCCCACAGACGGGACCCAGGGAGACCAGCGGAGGGCAGCAGUGGACAGGUGGUGGUCCUUAGAGAGGAGUCGAGUAAGCAAAAGGACUGGCACCGGCAGGGCCUGCGCAGACCCUCCAUCCUACCCGAGGGCCCUUCAGACACAAGAGGUCCAGCCAUAGAAAAAUCCCCUGGCCUUUCAGAUGCCAUUGUUUUUCGGGAGAAAAAGCCAAAGGAGGUGAUGGGAGGCUUUUCAAGACGGUGCUCCAAGCUCAUCAACUCCUCUCAGCUGCUUUACCAGGAGUACAGUGAUGUGUUUCUGAACAAGGAGAUUCAGAGCCAGCAGCGGCUAGACAACCUGACAGAGCCACCAGGGCCCGCCUCCCCCCGGCAGCCCCGAAAGACCCUGGUGUCCUCGGAGUCCUACCUGCGUCGCCUCUCCAUGGCCUCCAGCGGCUCGCUCUGGCAGGAAAUCCCCGUGGUGCGCAACAGCACCGUGCUGCUCUCCAUGACCCACCAGGACCAGAAACUCCAGGAGGCCAAAUUUGAGCUGAUUGUGUCAGAGGCCUCCUACCUGCGCAGUCUACAUAUAGCUGUGGACCAUUUCCAGCAUUCAGAGCAACUCCGGGCCACCCUUUCCAACCAGGAGCAUCAAUGGCUCUUCUCUCGUUUACAGGAUGUGCGUGACGUCAGCACCAUGUUCCUUUCAGACCUGGAAGAGAACUUUGAGAGCAACAUCUUCACCUUCCAAGUGUGUGAUGUGGUCCUGAACCAUGCCCCCAACUUCCGCCGGGUCUACCUGCCUUAUGUCACCAACCAGACCUACCAGGAACGCACCUUCCAAAGCCUGCUGAAUAGCAACAGCAGUUUCCGAGAGGUCUUGGAGAAGCUGGAGAGCGACCCCAUCUGCCAGCGCCUUUCCCUCAAGUCCUUUCUGAUCCUGCCCUUCCAGCGCAUCACCCGUCUCAAACUGCUGCUCCAGAACAUCCUGAAGAGAUCACAACCUGGUUCCUCAGAGGAAGCAGAGGCCACGAAGGCACACCACGCCCUGGAGAAGCUGAUCCGAGACUGCAAUAACAACGUGCAGAGAAUGCGACGCACGGAGGAGCUGAUCUACCUGAGCCAGAAGAUUGAGUUUGAGUGCAAAAUAUUCCCACUCAUUUCACAGUCACGCUGGCUGGUGAAGAGCGGGGAGCUGACAGCCCUGGAGUUCAGCAUCUCCCCAGGGCUGCGGAGGAAGCUGAACACACGCCCAGUGCACCUGCAUCUCUUCAAUGACUGUCUGCUGCUGUCUCGACCCCGAGAGGGCAGCCGAUUCCUCGUAUUUGAUCACGCUCCCUUCUCCUCCGUCCGAGGGGAAAAGUGUGAAAUGAAGCUGCAUGGACCUCACAAAAACCUCUUUCGACUCUUCCUGCGGCACAACGCACAGGGCUCCCAGGCCGAGUUCCUCUUCCGCACAGAGACUCAAAGUGAAAAGCUUCGCUGGAUCUCAGCCUUGUCCAUGCCAAGAGAGGAGUUGGACCUUCUGGAGUGUUAUGACUCCCCACAAGUACAGUGCCUUCGUGCCUACAAGCCCCGAGAGAAUGACGAGUUGGCGCUAGAGAAGGCAGAUGUGGUGAUGGUGACUCAGCAAAGCAGCGAUGGCUGGCUGGAGGGCGUGAGACUCUCCGAUUGGGAGCAAGGCUGGUUCCCUAUACAACAAGUGGAGUUCAUUUCCAACCCAGAGGUCCGAGCACGGAACCUGAAGGAAGCCCACCGAGUCAAGACUGCCAAACUACAGCUGGUGGAACAGCAGACCUAGUUCGUUCUGGGAGGAAUCCCCUGAACUUAAGAACAAGAUGUUCCCGGACAGGGCUGGCCCCAGAACCCAGCAACAGAGGCCUUCUGUGCAUCAGAACUAGACCUUCUGAAACCCAAGGACCACACCAAGCUGCCAGUUGCUAGUCCCAGGCCUCCUUUUUUGUGUGUGCUUUGUGCUUGGUGGGGGAAUUUUGAGGGACUUUGCACUGGACUCUGGAAACCUUUUCUCAUAGAAAAAGGGAUGAAUGGGGCCUAAGCCAAGGAACUUUACUUCUACUACCCUGCAGUACUUAAACGUUCUCUGCUUCCGGAGUACAAAUUCCAGGGACCAGAGUUUCCAUCACGGCCGUGCGUUAAAGAGAAUCUGACCUCAGCCCACUGGAGAGAGAUGUUUAAAGGGGGUGAACACAUCAUUUGGGAGAGUCAACCUGGUGACCUUUUGAGGUAUCUUCCAACCCUAGAGAUAUCCCAUAAUUAUCGGGGCAAGGUCAGUGCCUGCACCUCUGGGAUCUAUCGGUGGCUAUGUGAGGGUGAUACUCUCUCACUCUAAUAAAUUUGGCACUUCUCCGAGUGUUUUCUCUCCAGACUUCUGAGCACUGGACAAGGUU